AUGGCUUCUCAUGAUAGGAUGGAGAGGAAUAAGAAAAAGACAGAUUCUAUUGAGGCUUCACUAAAACGUUUAGAAGCUCAAAUAGAACAAAUUGUUGAAAAGCUCAAUAAAGAGGAACUAUCAAAUCAACCUGAACAAGCCAAUUCCAUUACUACUAUUAAAAGAGGUAAGGUUGUCGAUAAUAUUGCUAUGGAAACUGAAAGGAAUUUUUCUUCUUAUGCAAGUACACCUAAAAAUGAUGGAUUAGUACAAAGCAAUGAGGAAAGCAUACAAAAGGAAGAAAAAGUAGAGCCUAAUCUUAGGCUGGAGAAGAAAGAAAAGGAAGCAUUUUCUGGACCUGAAUUUUAUAAGGCAGCUCAGCCUUAUAGACCCCCUAUUCCUUUUCUAAACCAACCCAAAGAGGCUUAUGCAAAAUUCUUUGAAGAGUUGAACACCAACAAAAGGCGAUAUGCGAACAACGAAAAAGUACAAGUAGCAAGUAUAAUGUUUCAACAUCAAUUUCCCCUUAAGAUGAAGGAUCCUGGUAGCUUCACCAUUAAUAUUACAAUAGGUGCCAAAGAGGAUACAAAAGUCAUGUUAGAUUUAGGAGAAAGCAUCAACUUGAUGCCGUAUUCGAUGUAUGAACUACUUGGCUUUGGAGAGUUGAAGCCUACCAUUAUGUCUCUACAAUUUGCAGACAGAUCGAUAAAAUACCCUAGAGGUAUAGUAGAAGACUUGCUAGUGCAAGUAGGUAAGUUAAUAAUUUCAGUUGAUUUUGUAGUACUUGACAUGAAAAAUACACCAACAAGGGAUAAAGAGCAAACCAUACUCCUUGGUAGACCUUUCAUGGCAACUACAAGAACUGUGAUUGAUGUGCAUGAUGGAAAACUUACCAUGACAGUUUUAGGAGAAACUGUGGAACUUAAAGUGUUUGAUUCUCUAACUUUAUCUCCUAAGUCUACUAUUGAUAAGUGUUCAUGUAAUUAUUUAGAUUCUCUUGUUUAUAAACAAUUAUAUGAUGAUAUUCCAUUCUUAAUUGACAAGAGUUUUCAUGAAACUUUAGAUGUUCGCAUAAAUAGUAUGAAGCCAUACUUGAAACGAAUGGCUUAUGACGAAAAGGUGGAGUACGCUGAUGAACGCCCACCAUAA
Molecule: messenger RNA, 1128 nt
Organism: Ricinus communis (castor bean)
Lineage: Eukaryota; Viridiplantae; Streptophyta; Magnoliopsida; Malpighiales; Euphorbiaceae
Exons: 2
Coding region: 1-1128 (375 amino acids)
Source: RefSeq, a predicted model, not a curated record